Aspergillus costaricaensis CBS 115574 is the source of this 295-nucleotide messenger RNA. RefSeq lists its product as uncharacterized. NCBI's taxonomy places the organism in Eukaryota, Fungi, Ascomycota, Eurotiomycetes, Eurotiales, Aspergillaceae. Bases 37 to 252 code for a protein of 71 amino acids. The record is from RefSeq and is a predicted model, not a curated record. The transcript has a single exon.
CUUCCUUCUCCUCAUCUGGAUCCAAUUCGGCUUCACAUGUUCCCUCGGAAUCGCAAACAAUUAACCCUUUUCUUUUCUUUUCUUACUUCCAAACCAAGCUUUGUCAUGCCGAACAAUAACAUGACUAAGUCAAAAAUGAGUACUGUAGAACAAGGGAUAAUGAAUGAUGGCGCACCAGCCCACCUUGACUUACUACCAACUGCGACCCUGGAAAUUAUUUCCACAAAUCUUAUCCUAUCAAUCCGAAGCUAAAAGUAGGGUUGCAUCUGAGGGAGAGAGAAAACACUAGUCAGGA